AUGAGGAAAAAUAUCAUCCUACUGGGUUCCAUUUUGAUGUUGCUGUCCCUCCAAUAUGUGUUGCCUGGAUCGAUUAUCUUUAAAAAAAAGCGCAACAAAAUGGAGGAUGAUGCUUUAAGCUUGGUGCACAGACGGCUAGAAAACCUCUACAAGCUCAGCGCGUGGGACAACAGUGAAGUAUUCGCCAAAGAAAUUGAGUCGAUGAAAGAAUACAUAAACACGCUCAAGGACGGUGGUUGGGAAAACAUUGGUGGAAACUGCAGCGCAAUUUUGGAGAAGAAUUUCAUCGAGGAAGUUGGAAAAUAUGCAGAUAUGUUAGAAGCGGACGAAGAAAUUUUUAUGGAUUGCCAAGAGGAGUUCUUCGAACAGAGGGAAAUUGAAUCUGAGGGAAGCAAGGGUUGUGAAGAUGCCUCAGGAGAUGUUAUAAAUUCUCAAGUGGUCGGUAGGACAGUGAGUGGGGGGGGACAGUGA
This is a messenger RNA of Plasmodium knowlesi strain H, 471 nucleotides long. RefSeq names its product conserved Plasmodium protein, unknown function. The record is from RefSeq and is a predicted model, not a curated record. Lineage: Eukaryota; Apicomplexa; Aconoidasida; Haemosporida; Plasmodiidae. The coding region runs from base 1 to 471 and encodes 156 amino acids. The transcript has a single exon.